This is a messenger RNA of Antechinus flavipes (yellow-footed antechinus), 5067 nucleotides long. RefSeq names its product geminin coiled-coil domain containing (gene GMNC). NCBI's taxonomy places the organism in Eukaryota, Metazoa, Chordata, Mammalia, Dasyuromorphia, Dasyuridae. The record is from RefSeq and is a predicted model, not a curated record. The transcript has 4 exons. The coding region runs from base 165 to 1232 and encodes 355 amino acids. Gene Ontology annotation, biological process: negative regulation of DNA replication; negative regulation of cell cycle. Gene Ontology annotation, cellular component: nucleus.
UUUACUUUCUGGUCAAAGCAAGAAAUAGAAAAUGAUAUUAAGUGCACUUUGGCCACUCACAAAAGAAGCCCACAACCAUUUCUCCUACCGUCAGUGUUCCUUUUAAGUGUAUCCAAUGUCUCCUUCCUCCUGCCACCUUUUCUGUCCUGUUUGGUAUCACCCACAUGCCUGGACCCCACCCCUUGUGUUGUAUUUUACAGAGCGCCAGUCUCCCCUGCCAAGAUCAGCACUUUGCAGGGGGCCAGAACUAUAAUUGCCCCCAUUCCACCUCAACGUCAGCAUCCAGUGUUGACGUUUCCAGGGAAACUUGGGUCUCUUUUUGGGCUGCUGGUCUCCUGGACAACAGAGAGCAGCAACAAGAACCACAGGCAGAGGAGCAAUGCGGUGAUUUGGAUUUCUUGGUCCGUGAAGAUUAUGCCAGCGCAGGCAAUCAGCUGUCUUCCCAACUCUACAGAAACAAGCAGCUUCAAGACACCCUGCUGCAGAAGGAGGAAGAACUUGCCAGGUUACACGAAGAGAACAACAACCUGAGACAAUACCUGAAUUCGGCUUUAGUGAAAUGUCUUGAGCAGAGAGCCAAGAAACUGCUGAUGCAGAAUGGAUCCCCCCACAUCUACGGAUGUACAGAAAAUGGGAAGAGGAAACCAAAGGAGGGCAGGUACCCUGCCUUGGAUACGCCCCAUCCCAAGAAUGCCAAGAGAAACCUCUUUAGUGAGUUUGCUGCCUGUGAGGGGCAGCCGGGUCCACCUGUGGACUCAUGGGUCCUGAAAACCCUUGGAUUAAAAGACCUUGACACCAUUGAUGAUAGUGUGCCAGCUAACUACAGUGCCUUGCUCUCUCAGCCUGAAAGAAGCACAUUUCCACAAUUUGCUAGUGAGGAGUCCAGCUACGAACAUGGUGGCAUUGGGGCUGGCGUUUCUUAUGAGAGUGGCCAGGUGGUACCCUUACAGAACACAGGCAGCCAACGGGAGGAGGACUUAGUCUUUUUCUCUGGGGUGCCCAACCAAUCACGUGCUUUACAAACCGUGUCUAACCUUUCCCCCAACUCUUUCCCUCCUUUCAUCUCACCUGGCUAUACCCCUGAUGUCUCGCCCAACAAAACAGAUGUGGUCUUUUCCACAUCCCUGACCCCCCACUGCCACGUGAAAACCCAUUCCUUCCAGCAGGGACAAGCUUUUGUGCGGCGAGAUGAAGAAGGCUGGAAGUUUACUUGGGUUCCUAAACAAUCUUAGGAAGCCCCGGGCCCAACUGGCGAGCACUGCCACAAACCUGCUGUGUUUACAAAGAGCUUUCUCGCACUGGACCCUCAUCUUUUGGGACUAGAAAUAUCCGAAGUCUUCCCUCCUCCCCUCAACUUUUCUACUUUGCUCCUUCCCCUUCUCAGUCUUUAGGGGAUCGUUUUACAGAAGCCACACUGAAACAUGUCUGUUACUCUUUCACAUGCUCCUCGGUUUGUUUACACAGAGGCACUUAUGGUCCACUUCCUCUCUUAGCCCUUGGACUUGAAAAGGUAUUUUCUUUUUAGUUGUCUAUAGGUUGAAAACCUAAAUACACAGCUCCCAUGAUAACCAGUCUGACUACUUCUCUCCUUUAGUUAAGCAGUUUGCACAUUUGUGGUUUGGACUUUUGUUCUUCGCCUUGUUUUCUCCCUAAGCUGGCUGUCAGAAGGUGUGCAAGUAUGUGGAAUGUGUUUCAAGGUCAUUUGUCUACCAUUGCCCUCAGCCUAGGCCAGCAGGGCUAGCAAGGAGCCCUGAGCCACUGAAGGGCGUUGUGAACAAAGGGUGUGCUCAGGGGGGAAGCUGCCGGUUGGGGAGCCUCUUCAUGGGAAGAUCAGCUGCCACACCAUGGACAGCAGCCACCCCCACCUCCCACCCACAGGAAAGUGAUUAGAUUUGCAAGCAAUUGGGCACUUUCUUAGAGGGCUCCAGCAUUUUGUCUCUAAACAGCAAUAUUCAACGGAGAGGCUUUGCAUGAGGGAGUAAGCAUCCCUCUCCCCCCACUCCCCAGUAGAAGAUAAAUUCUCCUGCUUCCCACCCAGGGACUGCCUCUCAACAGCUUUUCUCUUUUGGUGCAAUUUAGUUCCAGAGAUGCUGCAUUGACUAAAUAGAAAGUCUUUGUGUACAGAGAAAUCAAGACUCUUGCCUUUAAUGUUAUAAAUGUAUAUUGUGAAAUAAUCUGAAAGACAAUGCAGUCUCUUUAACCUGACAAUAGCCCACUUUCCAAGCUAGCUGAGCCCAUCAUUUCACUUGGAGGUGGAGACUGAAUAAUUAAAUAUCCAGAAAAUAUAGUUCUCUAGGAUUAGACUAUGAAGGAAUGCACAGAUAGGCUUCAGAUUAAAAGUCAGUGACCCUGACGCUCCCUCUCUUUAUUCAAACAAGCAAUAUUCGUUUGCAAUAACAUCCAUGUUUCUAUCUCGCCUUCUCUUAAAGAUAUUUUCAAAAAAAAAAAAAAAAGGUAAAACACGUAGAGAAAAAGGUAUCUAAAGGCUGGAAUCUAAAUCCUUAAGGUUUAAAUCCUUAAUCAUUCUGCUUUCUGGUGGCUAUUGAUUUUUCUCACCUGUAAAAUAUGUAGGAAAACAAAUGAUCUCACAGACAGAUACUAGAAGGGCCUCCGAGCUAGUAUAAGUCUAAUAUGCCAAGAAGAAACUUCAUUCAUUUUUCAAACUCUAUUUCUAUCAGACUGAGAGUUCUCAGAAAAUUCAAACUACCAUAAUCUAGAUCAGCCUUUACAUCAACACAGGGAAAUCUCCAAAAUCUUUGCAUUUGUUGGUAUAAUAUCUGAAGAAAAGAGAGAGAAAGAGGGGAAAAAGGGAAGGAAAGAGGGAGGAAGGGAAGGAAAGAGGGAGAGAGAGAUAUCUCCUUCAGAAAUGACUUUUUAAAGAGAAAUUUAUGGGGAGAAACAGAAAAAAAUAAACUAGACUGAGACAGUGAUAGGAAAAGAGGGAAUUCUUGUGACCAGUUGCAAAUUUUAAAUAAAAUGUCAAAAAUAAGUCAGGUAUCAAAUUCAUAGUAAUAAAUCACUAUUCAGUAUGUAUUCACUGCAUUGGUGUUGAAAGAGAAAAACUGAGUUACUCUCCAUGCAAUGGAAUUAUUAGAAAACAUGAAUUGUAACUUUUGAAAUGAUUUAAAAUGAAUUCAGAAGCAUUCUGACACACACAGAGAGAAGGAACUGAUGGAAUAUAUAUAUAUAUAUAUAUAUAGUUGAGAAUUCUAAGAUAAGACUCAUCCUAUGGGGGCAAUGCAAAAUAGUGUCUUUUUUUUCAAGAGCCAACUAGAAGGGAUAAUAUACACUGAAUUGUGUAAAGAAAAAUGAUUAACGAAAUCAAUUUUUUAACAAUAAACCCUAAAAAGAAAUUGCAAAAUAACAAGCCAUUCAAAUCUUAACAACUUUGCUUGGAACAUAGAACAGCAUAAUGAUCUCAGAUCUCCAGAAUAUGGCCACUGCCUUGAAAGGUAUGGCUAGUAUGACACCAUCACUCCCUUGUGCAGUUCUUAGCAAUGUCCUCCUAGAAGUUCUCCAGAAAUGAGCUAUUAAAAGGGGUGAGUGGCCUUCUUCCAGAUUCAUUAGUAUCUCCUGCAUAUGAAAGAACCACAAAGGUUGUUCAUUGGCUGUUCUCACUCCAUAGGGUCGGACGGACUUCGUGGCCUUUAUUGCUAGGUACAUUUUACUAAAAUGAUUGUUUGAGAUGGCCUUUGGUGGCUAUUUUAUAUGGUUUGUUACAUCUUAAGCUUUCUUCCCUUUGAUUUGAAUAUAAAAUCAAUAUAUAUAUGUAUCUUUCACUUUAUCAUGCAUUAUUAAUUAUGAAGGGGUCCAAAUGAUAAAUUCUCUAACAGCUUGAGAGUGGCAUUUAGGUGGAAGCCCUGCUCUCUAAAUUAAACAUCUAACCUAAUCUCUUAACUAUGGAAUCAUUUCCUUGCCCUCUGUCCUGGUAGAACAUGCUUUGUAGCUUUGCUACACCAUUAUUUCCUAUGUCAGUAGUCAGUUGGAGAAAAAGCCAACUUGCUCAAAUAGUCAGCCACAAAUUCUGCCACCCAUCUCAUCCUUUAUUUUUCAUGUGUAAAAUGAAUGACAGGGAGAUAUAGUAGGUUGUGAAAGAAGUGGUCUGGGCUAAUGCUUAUGAGAAUGAGGCUAAAAUUGGAUGGGUGAGAAUCCCAAGACUAAGUCUGGAAGCAUGAACACUUUGAAAUAUGCCCCCAAAUCUCUAGUAUGUAACCCAGUGCUGAGGAGUUUUGAACUUAGAAGUUUUUUGGUUUGUUUUUAAAGGGGGUAUUAAUCAAAUUAUGAAAUAAAUAAUUGUCAUAUAUCUUAGAGACAAACAUGGUUUUAAGGCAAAUUUUUAGAUUUUUAAGGAUUUAUGUCUAAAGGGGACUUUAUGAAUCAUUUUACUGAUUAAGUGUGUGUGAGAGAGCAGAAGUGGUCUAUUUAAAAUCACCCAGAUAAUAAAUGAUUGGGCUAACAUUCAAACCCAUGUCCUCAAACUUGAAAAUUCAGUGCUCUUUCUAUAAACAAAGGUUCUCAUCAGGACCUUGGCAAUUUUCAUGUUUGACAAUUAUCAUUUUCCUAUAGGACUAAGACAAAACUACAUUUGUUCCUCUUUACCAAAAGAACCAAAGUCGUGACCAAUGUUCUUGUUUAAUUCUAAUUAGAUGUAAGUGAUCCUGCAAUACCACCUGCUGUGAAUUGUGUCAAUAUCCAUCUUAACAUUCUCUGAUUCAUUUUAAAGCCUGUGGGAUUUUGUUUUCAUUAUGUGGUCAUAACACAGACAUGCAAAUAAAUUCUUAUAUUUGCUUUUCUUAAAAAAGUGAAAUACAAGCUUAAUUUAAUAUUAUUUUGUAUAGUUUUGAUUUGUGUGUGAUAUUAAAAAUCUCUAAUUAUAUGUGAGUCAAUCCUGUAAUAUGUUAUGCCUAAUAAAAAGAGAAAUAAUCCAAACCAAUGGGACACCAUUUAUUAAAAUCAAAGCUAUAUUGAUUUGUUUUGUAUGACAAAUGUUUCUAGAUUAGUCUGUGAGAUGUCUCUUGUAACACAGUAAGCAAAUCAAGUAAAACAAAUAACAAUUUGUUUAAAAAG